Lepisosteus oculatus (spotted gar) is the source of this 9933-nucleotide messenger RNA. RefSeq names its product sine oculis binding protein homolog (Drosophila) a (gene sobpa). The record is from RefSeq and is a predicted model, not a curated record. Gene Ontology annotation, biological process: animal organ development. Gene Ontology annotation, cellular component: nucleus. NCBI's taxonomy places the organism in Eukaryota, Metazoa, Chordata, Actinopteri, Semionotiformes, Lepisosteidae.
UGUGGAGAAUUGGGAGGAAAUAGCCUUCCUGGUAUCAGCGCCUCAUAUAGGGUUACAGCAGAAGCCCCUCCCCUCUGUCUGGGUUUGUUCUAAACCCCUCGGCUGCUGCACACAAGGAGCUCACACCAACUCACAUACAGACUGGGAAAAAAGAGACAGAAGAUGGCUGACUCAGCUGGGCAUCAGGAACCUUCACUGGCAUCACCAGCUUCACCCAGGCUAUCCUCGCGAAUGACAGCGGCUCUUCUUUACCUUUAGAACACCCCCGCCCGUCGCCCAUUCGGGCAGCCCCUAUCGCAAAUAUUGACAGAAAUAACAAAAAAAAUGGCAGAGAUGGAGAAAGAAGGCAGACCACCAGAAAAUAAAAGAAGCAGAAAACCGGCUCACCCAGUGAAACGAGAAAUAAACGAGGAAAUGAAGAGUUUCGCAGAGAACACCAUGAAUGAACUCCUUGGCUGGUAUGGCUAUGACAAAGUGGAACUGAAAGAUGGGGAAGAUAUUGAGAUAAAGAACUACCCUGAUGGUGAGAGCAGGCAGCACAUCUCUGUCUUAAAAGAGAACUCCUUGCCAAAAUCGAAAGCAUUAGACGACAGCAUUAACUCACCAACCAAUGCAAACAGCACUAACUCAGGCCCGACGCCAGGGAACAGAAUGGCCGAGUCCUCAUCAUCCUCAUCCGCCUCUAGUUCCAAGGAUCACGGGAACGUUCCCAUAAUAGUUCCUUUGAUUCCGCCGCCAUUCAUUAAGCCACCAGCAGAGGAGGAUGUGUCCAAUGUCCAGAUCAUGUGCGCAUGGUGCCAGAAAGUUGGAAUCAAGCGCUACUCCCUGAGUAUGGGCAGUGAGCUGAAAAGCUUUUGCAGUGAGAAGUGUUUUGCUGCCUGCCGGAGAGCUUACUUCAAACGCAACAAGGCUAGAGACGAAGAUGGACAUGGUGACAAAUUUCCCCAGCAGCACUUUUCUAAGGAAACGCCAAGGCUUGUCUUCAAGAUUAACAACGAUGUGCUUGUAUGUGAUUGGUGCAAGCACAUACGACACACGAAGGAAUAUCUGGACUUUGGAGCUGGAGAGAGAAGGCUUCAGUUCUGCAGUGCAAAAUGUCUCAACCAGUACAAGAUGGACAUUUUCUAUAAGGAGACUCAGGCCAACCUGCCAGCAGGCCUCUGUAACCCAGGGCACCCGCCAAUGGAGAGCAAGCCCGAAAGCAGCAAUUUGCAGCUGCUGACUCCAGAUUCCUGGAACACUCCCCUGGGGGACCUGCGGCGGAAGGCUCCGUCUCCUGGCACGUCCAUGGCCGGCCACAACCAAGCACCCGGGCCUUCGGGCUCGGCCUCAGCUUCCCCCUCUGAAGCGACUGCCAUCUGUUCCUCUGCCAAAAUCCCCACUCCAGGCCCUAAGCCCCAUGAGAGCCCUACUCUCCCCCCUCCUGUCCCUAUCCCCGCCCCGCCCAUGGGUGUCCCGUCUGGAAGUCCGCCCAUGGUGAUGACCCAUCGUGGGCCCAUCCCCUUGCCCUUCUUCAUGGAUCACCCGAUGUUACCGCAGAUUCGUUCCCCAUUCCUCCGUGCACCUCACACUCCCAGCCCUAACAGUCCCCUGCCAAACCCAAUAAUCCCUGGCAUCGGUCCCCCCCCGCCCCCCAGGAACCUUGGCCCGACAUCCAGCCCCAUGCAUAGGCCCAUGCUGUCCCCACACAUACACCCACCCACAACCCCCACAAUGCCUGGUAACCCUCCAGGGUUGAUGCCUCCCCAUCCUGGUGCCCCCAUGCCAGGCUUGCCCUUCCCGCCAGUCAACAUGAUGCCAAAUGGCCACAUGCCUAUGCCACAAAUGAUGAACUUUGGUGUGCCAUCGCUUGCCCCCCUGGUGCCACCCCCAACUUUGUUGGUGCCAUACCCGGUCAUUGUUCCUCUCCCAGUGCCCAUCCCCAUCCCUGUCCCCAUCCCCUUCAACUCAAAGGCCUCAGCUGGUCUCCGUAACAACAGUGAGAACAUCAUUCCAAGCACAUCCUCUGAGGCAGGUGAGUCCAAGGAAACCCGGCUUUUCUCUCCUGGCUCGCGAGGAGAGGCAAACACCAAACACGAUUCUUCUAAUGCCACCGAACUUUCCCCAGGGUUUUCAGGCCACCUGUUGAACCCAUCCCCCCCUGAACAAGGAGGAAGGACUGAAGUGGUCGAUUUGACUGUGAAAGCUGAGAGCGCGGUCAAGUCCAGGUUGUCCCUCACAAACUUGCCUGCUUUGCCGCAAGAUGGUGUCAUAGACUUAACAGUGGGCCGCCGGUCCAGGCUUCAGCAUGUCAUUCAAAGGGCAGUGCCAAGCACUCAGGUGAAAGUCGAACACGAACCACCGCACAGUGUCCUGAAUCUGACUUUCUUGAGUGAGGACAAGAGGAACUGCAGUGGACUGGAUGACGAGAGCAGAGACAGCUGCAGCCCUGUCGACCCUUUAGCUUUGCCCUGUAGCGACCCGGCUCACUGCGGGGCCCCUCCAGCCGUGCCGCCGCCGCCGCCGCAGCAGCAGCACACUCUGAUGUCAAGCAGCUCAGGGCCAGAGCCCAGCCCGGCUGCCGUGUGCAAUGUCAUCGUGAAUGGCACAAAGACCCCGGACUCAACCAGCAAGAGCGCCUCCUCGGAGCAGCGUCCAGAGCCCAGGAAAACGGCCCAGCAGCUCCCGCUGGAAGAGCCGGCGGUGAGCGAACUCGAGUCAGUGAAGGAGAACAACUGCACGGGGGCUGGCGGCUUCCAGAUGGAGCUGGACACAGGUAAGAAGGUUUCAUCAGAGGAGCCGUUGGGCAGUGGGGACAAACAGGACCCCAACCUGAACAACCCAGCUGACGAGGACCACGCCUACGCCCUGCGCAUGUUGCCCAAGGCCGGCUGUGUCAUUCAGCCUGUGCCAAAGCCCACAGAAAAGACUGCCAUCACACCCUGCAUCAUCUCCGCACCCCUGCUCAGCACAGGACCUGAGGACAUUGAGCCACCACUAAAGAGGAGGUGCCUACGAAUUCGCAAUCAGAACAAAUAAAGUAAAAAAGCUCUGAUGAAAGGCAGUGUCCCACUGAAAGGAUAAGUGAAGAGGUGCCACAUCUCACUGCAGACACCAGCUGCCCUCCUUCCUCUCCCUCCUCUCCCAGUCAACCAGCAGUCAGGCCACCCCACGUUAUCUCUGAAUGGACAGGGCCCUGCUCAGUGCCACCCAUACCCACCCAGAGGUGUUUCUGUGACUCCAGCCCAGCAGCAGCAAGUACAGCAUGUCUGCAUCUUCUGCCCAGGACAAGAGUACUCGGAUACUUGUGGAAGUCACCGUUAUGCCCCUUGGGACGUUCCUACUGCUGCCCUUGUCUUCUGUCUUGCCUGUUCUCUGAGCCCUGUACUUGUCUCCUGUUUGAAUUUUACUUUUGGACCAAUAAAGGUACUAUUUCUCUCUGGUACUUUAGAAGCUCAUGAUAAUUAGAGUCAGGGGCUGGAGGUAGAGUUCUGAACUAAUCCAUGCUAUCCUUAUCGGAUUACCUACCUUAAGAUAAAUGUUAAAUAUUGGGAUCACAGGGGUAUAGACUACCUUUGAUGCACUUUGCAAUGAAGCCUAAACAUUAUCUAUUAUCUUGAAAAGUAAUACGUUUUCUCUUCUCCCAUUACAAAGGCCUAUAUUGUUCUCAUUUAUUCGAUGCUGUAUCGCCAUUGUUACAUUUUGUUAGUCUGACCAAACCAAGAAGAACUGUGUAGAAUUUGUGUUUCUGUGUUUCGCGUUUGACUGGGUGCCAAGAGAACUUGGUAAAUGUUUGUUCUUCUCAGCUUUCUCUAUUCCCCCCCGCCGAUCCCCACUCCCCACCACCACCACCCCCACCCACUGGGAACUGAGUGAUUGUUUGGAACCGAAGACCAAAAACUCCCCGAAGGUGUAAAACAAUCCGAGGGGAAUAUUUGCUGGGCGUCAUGGAGGAAAAAAAAAGGAACUGUGAUGAAAUUUCAACCUUGAUGGCUUUCAGUGAUCCAGGAAGUCAGGGAAUCCAUCUCUCCGUAUGCAAAAGCCUUUCAUGAUAAUUAGAAUGGUACGGACAAACCAAUGAAAAUAAGAGGGGGAGAAAGUGAGAAGGAACCCCCAUAGUCCCCUUUCACUGUUUACUUUUCUUGCUGUCAUGGUAAAGAGAGAAUGUGCAAUUGAAUCCUCAUUCACUGGGUGGAGGAUAACAGGGUAGAAUGGAACUUGUGUGCACUUGUACAGCCAGCAAGUCCAAAAGUACAAUAGAGCAUGCAUGAGCUCCACUGGAAAGAGAAGGCCAUUUUUUUUGUAUAAAUCUGGAGUAGCAAAGCUCGAUGGACAACGUUGUGUCACUGGACCUGCAGUAGGAUUUGAGCAGAGUGAUGCACUAGAGUAAUUCUCCUGCUGUAUUGUAAGUUAGUCACUGUUUCUAGUCAUUACUAAAAUCCCAAUUUUGUAAAAGAUCCAGUAUUAAAAGAUCCAGUAUGACACUUCAAAUGGCUUUGAAAAGCACCUUCUAGACAGGAUGUUACAACUAAAGUGUUGGUUUAGACAGGGGUCAUGUUACAUCCUUUGACUUAGUGAAAAAAAGAAAACUGCAUAGUGGUGUGUGUGUUUUGUUAACAGAAGUAUCACACCUGGACAUAUUUUAUGUCAUUAAUGCAUCUUUCUGUUGUAGGAACUGUUUAGGAUGCUUGUAUGUUUUAUAUAUAUAUAUACGUAUAUGGUUGAAGAUUAUUGAUCGAUUACACGAAUUAUGAAAUGUGCAAUAUAAGACAAACAUUAUUGUUUGAGGUAAAGAUCCCCAAGUCAAAAAACUUUGUUAUAUAGUGUGUUGUGCACUGAGCAUUCUCGUGCUGUGUGCUGGAUGAGAUCUUUCAUUUUUCAAUAAUGUCCAUCUGCCUGAUUCUUUAAAAGACAUUCACAAAAUCAAGCUAAUGGAUUUGUUAAGUGAAACACAAACCACAAGGCACACAGGGCAACUACAAUAAAAAAGCAUUUAAAACUGAGAACAGGAGGCACUUUUGUUACGCAAAGGGUUAUAGGAGUUUUAAACAAGCAACCCAGGCAUGUGGUCAAAAUAGAAAUCCUGGCAUCCUUCAAGAAACAGCUGGAUGAAAUCCCUUGAUUAAUGUUACUGGCAUCAAAACUAGCCGGGUAGGCCGAACGACCCUCUCUUAUUUGUAACUCAGGUUUUCAGUCACACUAACGCAUUGAACACAUUAACACAUUCUGCUCUUAAAGUUUGUUUCACUUGUUUAUCGUUUCAAAAGUGAUAAAGACUAUGAAAGGCUAUACUAAGAGGGUUUCCCCAGUUAAAAACAAUACCAAUUCAGUAUUUUCUGACAGUAAGUUAUCCAAAGAUAAGAAUAUAAAGAACACUAAGUACUGAGUCUAAACUGCAUAGUAAACAAAAUUUUAUGUGACUCCUUACCUUAGCAACUCUUCUCUUCUGGAAGUUAUUGAUAGAGUUUUGCUCCUGCUAUAUGUUUAUAACAAUAAAGAAAAUUGAGCCAAAUUCAGCAUAUUUUAAUAUUUGCAGUACUUUAUAAAUCAAAUUUACUGAUGGCUUAACUAUUGCAUGUUCAUUUGAAGCAGAUAUCUUAUAAUCUCUAUUUGAAGGACUGUCAAAAAAUGUGCUCUAAAUAGUGGAAUUUUGUUAUCACAAUGUCAUUUUAGUGGGGAAAUCUGAUAUAAGUGUGAUUUUGUAAGCAAUAUGUCAUUAGUGCAUAUCUUUGAAGGUGCUUCUGCUAAUAAGUUAAAUUUCUCAUUUGUAUCUUGUCAGUUCCUGUCAUAAUUACAGGAGGCAAACCCAUGCCUUUCUGCCUCAAGCAAAGGCCUGUGCAUCUUAAGGUUCGUUAUUAAGAUACAUCAUUACACUUAACAUUUUGUUUCUUUCCUUUGCUGCAUGCAGCAUACCCCAACAAACCUGUUCAUGUCAACCAGAAUCACAGACAUGCUAAAGACUUGAACCCAGGACUGACUCAUUUCUCCACCUCUGCCUUCUUGUCUUUCUUUCUACAAACGGGGGAUUUUUGUACCCUUCGAAGUCAAGGCAGUGAACGCAACCUAAUCCGUUCGUGCGCAUUGAUUUUUCUUUCUUUAGGAAUUCGGUUUCAUGUGGGUUUAAUUGGGUUUUUUAGCUUUUCGGUCUAAUUGUUACACGUUUCAGCCUUUCUCCUUUUAAAACUCUGGUCCGUCGGUUGCUCUUAUUUUUCAUGGUAUAACUUUUCAGAAAUUGUAUAUCUGCAUAGCAACUCACAGCAGCCUGCCUGCGCCACGGUUUCAGGUGUCAGUGCGAUGAAAAGAGCUCCCAGUCUAAGAGCUGGGCAGCACAGACUGUUCUGAAGUCACACAGCAGCUUGGUGCUGGCAGGCAGUUGUUCAGAGUUGGAGAGGUGCUACUCGUAGUGGAUACAAGGUUUGUGUGCACAGGACAGGCAGAUGUGACAUUGCUAAACAAAGGAUUUUUUUUCUUUCUGUUUUUGCUGUUUUUUUUCCCCUGCCCUGUUAAAUGCCAGCCUGUGUAACCAGAGCUCAGUGUCCAGAUUAGAGAUCGUUGAGUCAGAUCAGUGGUGAAACCCAAACCUGUCUAUGUUGAUGGUGAGGCAUUUAGGAGAGAGUUCUCUUAUGCCAAGACGGGGAUUCGAUGUCACACUAAUUAUUGCUUCUACUUUUCUGUAUUUUUCUGCCUCAUAAUUCCUUCUGUUUCAGCCAAGGUUUUAGCAAAAGGGUGUUUCCUCCAAUCUCUCAGUUUCACAUGUUUGAAAUAGCACGUGAAUUCAGUCCUGUGUUUAAAAUCUUUAUUGUAGAAUUCUAGAAUGUUACAGUAUUAAAAUUUGGAUUUUUGGGGAGGGUAGGAGAAUUAGUAAGAAACGAAAAGCAAACCUCCAGCUUUAAGUGCUUUGGUUUUUAAUUGUUUGGAGGUGGGAUUUUAUUUAAAUCAAGCAGUAAAGAAGACUUUAAAAAAUGCCAUUCCCUGUCACUGUUGAUUACACUAGGCCAGAGCCUUCUUUUGAAAAAAAUGAAAGGAAAAUGCCUUUCUGUCAGUGAGAAAGUGAGGAUUCCCCACCAUCCCUGUCAUCCCCUCUCUCCUGUGACAUUUGUCACACUGCCAGCUGUCAGGCUGCUGCUCCCCACCAUCACAGGCCUGCUGAAGACCUGGGUGGGUCUUCAGCCAUUCGUUCAAGCAGUCAUCAGGCUAGUGACAGUACACACAGGCCCACACAGAGGCCUGAGACCAGGCUUCGGCAACAAACGAGCUUGACGUCACUCCAACUGUUACUCACCAAUCACCCUGUGGUUUCACGUGCCAACAGCAAGUCCUGCCUAUUCGCCUCGUUCUUUCUUAUAAAAGCGUUUUGCUGCUUCAUAUAGUUGCCGAUGCCCAGUUCACAAAAUAGUCCCUGUCUAUCCGCAGUGCUGUUUAGGACUAAGGUCAUCAACACUGCUUUGCACCGAGGUGGAACACAACAAUUCAAAUACACCCAUUUCCUUCUGCUUGCCACAUCACAAAAUGCUUUUCAGAGACCUGUCUGUUCAUAACAAUUCAUGAAGUGUUAAAACACUGAAUUGUGAUUUUGGAAGAAUUGUUAGAUUUCUACUUUCCUGUGGAACCUACCGUAGCUUUGAUAGACAAAUAGAUGUUGACUACCAACAUUUUUCAAAUAUUUGUACCCAGUCUCUUUUUAAGUGUAAAGAUGAAACAAGAGUUUGCAAGCUGUGCUUUCUCUAUUUUCUUCAAUGUGUGCAUGACUUUCCUCAUCAAGUUGAGGUAAAGGAUCCAUCCUUGAAAAGUGAUUAUUGCAGACUUGUUCUUAACAGCUGAGGAAGAUUGUCCUUCGUUUCAUAAUACUGUUUUAAAUGGAAGUGAUCCAAAUAUCGAUCUCUCCUUUUUUAGUCACUAAAUCACGGAAAUUUACAUGGAUGUAUACAGUAUUAUCUUCUUAAAUUAGGUUCUCGUGAAAUAUCAAUGCCAAUGUUUAGGAUAAUCUUUGCUGUACAUGAACAUGAUUUCCAUGGCAAAUCCCAGCUGGUGUUGGAAAGUGUCUUACAUGCUACACAGAGGAAAUGUACAUAUUGUAGAAUGAAAACUACAUGUGUCUUUAUUUUAAGAAUGAUAACUUCACAGCGGGGCACAUAUGAGAUUAGUAGUUUCCAGCUGUUCUGAGGUUUAAAAUAAAGAUGUUGGGAAGAGACCUGGUUUUCAUUUAGAGUGACUGCAUGGCAAAACGGAACAAGGGUUUAUUGUAUGUACACAGACACAUUACACCAUUUUUUAAUUUCUGGAAAUCUGUAUGAUAACAAGGAUUUUUUUUAAAUGACAAUUGACCAUAAUCACCUGUCAAGUGAAAUGUAGAAAAUAUCAUUAAUGUUUCAAAAUGUUAAAAUUAAUACAUGUCUUAGCAUUGUAUACAAUUAAGUUCCUUAAAAUGUGAAUUAUUUAUAAACUUACUUUACUAGGCCUGAUAGCUGCAGCUCCUUAACCUAAAUAACCACAUGGUGUCAGUAUUGGCAUCAGUGACCUGUUCAGUUUUAUUAAGAAACCUGCUAGAAAAGCAAGGUUUUUUUAUGGAACAUUUUAACACAAAUUCAGAUUGGUAUUUUAUGACUUUUUUAAUAGGUUUUAUUAAGAGUCUCUAAAGGAUCUCAUUACUGUUUGAGGUGACUGGGCACUGAUGGCUUUGAAAUGUCACGCAUGGAUAAGAUUGGUCACCCAAGCAUUUUGAAUAUUGGCCCCUCUUGUCACUGGAUUAAACCAGUUUAAUCCAGUGAUUCUGAAUGUUCCAUGUGGUUAGUACUGUUCAAGCAUCCCAGUGUUUUUUUUCAUACAGUAUCCCGGUUUGGAGACCUUUGCCAAAACCGGCUUUGUAUUCUGCUUUUCAAAUAUAUUUUAAAGGAUCUGCUAGGACCUCUCAAUCUUGGGCAGUCUAGCUCUAGCUGCUUUGAUGACUAACAAAGCAGCUAGAAUCAUCAAUGGCUGAUUAUUUUAAAUUGAUGCACGAGCCUUAUAAAACAAGUUCUUCCCGCUAAGAACAGGAAUGUUUGAGCCCGUGUGUGUGUCAUACUGGAUCUUUGCCUUAUCCUUCCCCAACUGUAUCUUUCAUAAACCCCGUCAACGAGUGAGCAGUGUGGCUUCUGGAAUAUCAUUCUAAGCGUUUACCACAUUACAUGUGAACUUGCGAGUUCUAGAAGGCAAAUCUGUACAGUAUUUGGAGGUAAAAACAAAAUGAAAGGAAUUCCUCCCUUAAACGGCAGUACACAUCGUGUUACAGUCAGGUAGGUUCAAAUCAUUCUGAAGGUGGUUAACAGCCUGUAUUAUGCAACAAGUACCUUCCCAGUCCAGUGAAGUCUGUGACGUUAAAAAAAAAAAACGAGAAGUUUAAAAACUUUUUUUAUUGUUACUUUUCAAAGGUGAACUGAAAUGCUGCCUUAAUUUAUCGCUUGUGUAUUCUACUGUUCUGAUAAUGCUCGCUUCUUCUUGUUUAAAACCCACUUUGUAAAAAAAACAAACUGAUUUGGUAUCUUGCUAGUGUUGAUGUAUAGAUUCUCAGCUGUUCUGUGACUUGUAUGACCCAGAAAUUUUGCUACAGGUUCACCCAUGCCCACCCCCACUUACAUGUAAAUUUGACCUUGUGGUGGUUUCUAUACCUUUUUUGUGUACUUGCAGAACAUUUUAUAGUAUUAUUUAUUAUUGACAAGUGUUUGCAUUUGCAAAUCAAUAAAAUAAAACGUUCAUGGGCUCAGCAUUUGCAACAUAGUUGCACAAGUAUUGUGAGAAGAAUGACAUGCUGUUCUCACAAAAAUAAAAAAGGACAGAACCCCUCAUUCUUUUAUUAAAAUGUUACUUUGACUUGUCACAAAUUCUGCUUUAAAAGUAUCAUUUUUGUGUUGUAACAGUAUUUGUUUUACCCAGUGAAUUGCAUAUGAACACAAUAAAUAGAGCCACACAUUACUUUUC